Molecule: messenger RNA, 1231 nt
Organism: Phascolarctos cinereus (koala)
Lineage: Eukaryota; Metazoa; Chordata; Mammalia; Diprotodontia; Phascolarctidae
Gene: ELOVL1
Product: ELOVL fatty acid elongase 1
Biological process (GO): fatty acid elongation, saturated fatty acid; very long-chain fatty acid biosynthetic process; fatty acid elongation, monounsaturated fatty acid
Cellular component (GO): endoplasmic reticulum membrane
Molecular function (GO): fatty acid elongase activity
Source: RefSeq, a predicted model, not a curated record
GAGGAGGCGGAGGAGGAGGAAGUGGCGGCCAGGCUGGCCUUAGGACGGACCGACGGACGCCCUGACCCGACCGACCGACGGACUGCCCUCGCCCUCGCCCUGGUCCUUGGUCCUGGGCGCGCCCGGCCCUCCACUAGCUGGUCCGCCUCCGCCCUCCCCCCGCCCCCGGCCCUUGCCCGUCCGGCCGUCCCACCGCCCGCCCCGCGGAGUUCUGCGCGCGCUCGCUCGGCCCGGUCACUCCAGGACUCAGUCCAGGCCUGGGGGCUCAACUAGUCCGUCUGAGCUCCCACCCCUUCCGGCCUGCCAAGCCCCCUCGAGAAGCCCAGCCAGCCAGGAUGGAGUCCUUAAUCAACUUGUACCAUGAAGUGAUGAAGAAAGCAGAUCCCCGGCUCCAGGGCUACCCCUUGAUGGACACCCCGCUGCUCAUGACCUCCAUCCUUGUGGCCUAUGUCUACUUUGUGCUGUCCUUGGGGCCCCGGCUGAUGGCCAAUCGGAAACCACUCCAGCUUCGAGGCUUCAUGGUCACAUACAACUUCUCCCUGGUGGCUUUGUCCCUCUACAUAGUCUAUGAGUUCCUGAUGUCUGGCUGGCUGAGCACCUACACAUGGCGUUGCGACCCUGUGGACUUUUCCCAGAACCCUGAGGCCCUUCGGAUGGUUCGUGUGGCUUGGCUCUUUCUGUUCUCAAAGUUCAUCGAACUGAUGGAUACGGUAAUCUUUAUUCUUCGAAAGAAGGAUGGUCAGGUGACUUUCUUGCAUGUCUUCCAUCACUCUGUGCUGCCCUGGAGCUGGUGGUGGGGCGUUAGGGUGGCCCCAGGAGGAAUGGGUUCCUUCCAUGCCAUGGUGAACUCCUCUGUCCAUGUGGUCAUGUACCUUUAUUAUGGGCUGUCUGCUUUGGGCCCAGCAGCCCAGCCCUAUCUGUGGUGGAAGAAGCACAUGACAGCUAUCCAGCUGAUCCAGUUUGUGCUGGUCUCAUUGCACAUCUCUCAGUAUUAUUUCCUGCCCAGCUGUGACUACCAGUACCCUGUGAUCAUCCACCUCAUCUGGAUAUAUGGCACCGUCUUCUUUGUGCUCUUCUCCAACUUCUGGUAUCAAUCCUAUACAAAGGGCAAACGGCUGCCCAGGGCUGUCCAGCAGAAUGGAGUGCCCAAAGUCAAGGCGAACUGAGCCAAGCUGGCCUCACCCUGGCCCUCACCCACCACCUAAGUGCCUCAGGGCUGCACUGAGGGCAG